AUGCUAGGCAACUUGCACCAAGAGCAGCGACACUUGAUCUUCCAGCAAGUUGAGGUAGUGUUCGAAAAUAUGCACGGGGCAGGUGUCACACCCGACUCUGCCACCCCCGUGGAGCCCGGCUCGUGGAACGAGUUUAAGCUUCCAGGCUUCGUGGAGCAGGGCAGGGAUUACAGCAAGCCGCCGUCCACUGUGUACGGAAACCAGCAUGCGCCCGCCGAGGGCAGGCAGCGCAUGUUCAACUCCAGGAACAGCCGCAUACCUGGACCGGAUUGUGGUCAGCCCACCGUUCCGGGGCGCAAGGCUGGGCCCUUGGAUUGCGCGCCCCUUCCGGGCACGGCCCCGGUGCCUGCGCCGAAUGCGAAGACGUCCGCUCUGGCCAUGGGAGCGCAUGGGCACGGACCCAAGAAGGAGGAGGAGCAUCAUGGGCAUGGGCGGUCUGACAUGUACGAUGCGGUCUACCUGUCUCGCCCUGCUCACCCUCGGGCUCAAGCAGUGGAAGAGGCACCCAAGGAGAUGUGGGUGCAGCGACCCACCGUAACUGGCUGGACCAAAGUCGGAGUCCCGAGCCAGACGCAAGCGUUCCCAACAAGUCAGAAGCUCACGACCUACCACCGAACCUCUCUGGAGCCCAACCCAUCGGCCCCACAGACGCGCAGCGAAAGGCGGCUGAGGUCGGAGACGGCUCCCUGA
Symbiodinium sp. CCMP2592 is the source of this 690-nucleotide messenger RNA. The record is from the annotation of a GenBank genome assembly. NCBI's taxonomy places the organism in Eukaryota, Dinophyceae, Suessiales, Symbiodiniaceae.